AUGUUCAACAAAUUGAAGAAACUCUUCAAUGGUAAUGCUACCAAUCGUUCCAACACCUCCAAGAAUAAUAACAAAUCAACUGAAGGAGUCAACAAUGGCCGAAGAAAAGGAAAGAAUAAUCGUAAUGGUCAACCAGACAUACAAGAGAGUGUGACACAACAACAACAACAACAACUUGAUACUGCAAGCACAUCAUCAUUGGGAGUACAAUCAGAUGCCCAUCUAUUUGAAUCGUCUGGUGGUGACUUUGUAGAGAACGAAAACAAAGACACCAACAGAGAUGAUGAUGUCUCUACACCAACUCUACAUCAAACAAAGACUGGUUCAUUCAUCCGUUCAGUCUCUUCACAGUUGUUCAGGAGAGGUCUGAAGAGUUCUGGAUCAAGACAUGACCAAGACAAUGACAAUGAUGAACACGAUGAUAUGCCUCAACAACAAAUCAUACCCCCCGUCAAUGAUGAUGAGGAGAGUGAUGAUAUCUACGAAGAUGAUGGUGACGACCAAGAUGACUACAACGAGGAUGAGGAAGAAGAGGCCUUCAUCAAAUCACUUCAAGAGGUGGAGAAUGAGCUGGAGGCAGAGAGUCAACAGUUGACAUUCAGGUGUCUGUCCCCCAAUGAGCUGGUUCAACACCAACAGAAAGAGAUCAAGGAUGUGGCAGAUCUCCUACAAUUGUCCCCAUCAUCUGCACUGGCACUGCUCAAACACUUCAAUUGGAAACGUGAGAAGAUGCUCACCAGAUACUUUGAGUCACCCAAAGACGUGUGUAAGGAGGUCGGUAUCGAGUUUCCUGGUCGAAGCAGCGGUGGCAAUUCAUCAAGGAGCAGAUCGCCAUCAUCCAUUGGACAUCAAUCACACGACAAUGUCGUAUCCAACAUUGGUGCAUAUUCAUCCACAACCACUACAACACAAUCUCAUCAUCAUUGCGCUGAUCAGCACGAGCUGGAGCAAGAGCAAGGUGAGUCUGAGGAAAGAGUCUGCUCGAUAUGUGGUGAUGAGAAUCAAGACGAAAUGACCUCUGUCAAGUGUCGCCACUUCUUUUGCAAUGAUUGCUGGGGUGGCUAUUUGACGUCAAAGAUCAACGAAGGAGAAGCAAACAUUCGAUGUCCCUUCUACAAGUGUACAGCGUUCGUUGAUGACUCGAUAGUUCAGCGACUGGUUGCCCCGGUCACCUAUGAGAAGUACCUACAGUUCGAGACCAAGAAGUUUUUGGCUGGCAACCAGUCUCAGGUCAGGUGGUGUCCAACUCCUGGAUGUGACAACGCAAUCACUCUGAUCAAAGACUCUGCAUCCACAACACUGGAGAUCGUGCAAUGCUCGUGUGGAAGAAAGUUCUGCUUCAAGUGUCACCGAGAGUCACAUGCACCUGCCACUUGCGAACAAAUGAGCCAGUGGGAGGCCAAGUGUCAGGACGAAUCGGAAACCAGUCAUUGGAAAGUUGUCAACUGCAAACAAUGUCCAAAGUGCAGUGUUUCUGUAGAGAAGAAUGGUGGAUGCAAUCACAUGAACUGUCGUCAGUGCCAAUACGAGUGGUGCUGGGUGUGCAUGCGCUCCUGGAAAGGACACAAUGACUUCUACGUUUGCAAUCGUUUCGAGAAGGAGAAGGAGCCAAAGAAGUUCCUGUACCUAUUCAACAAGCCAACUGCCUCAUCAAAGAAGAGAGAGAAUGCAGAAAUAGAAGAGAGAGAGAAGAAUAAGGCUGAACUAUUGAGAUACCUUCACUACUAUGAGCGAUAUGUAAAUAAUGAUAGUGCCAAGAAGUUGGAGAAGGUGAUGAGAGAUGAAGCCAGGUGCAAGAUGGAGGAGUUAGAGAAGCUUGACUCCACCUGGGCCAAUGUACAGUUUAUAGAGAAGGGAGUGGACCAACUACUAGAGUGCCGCAAUGUUCUAAAACACACCUAUGUGUUUGCAUUCUUCUCCUUUUCACAGAGCAACCAACAACGAGUGGAGACCGCUCGGGAGUUAUUUGAAUUCCUGCAACAGGAGCUGGAAAAGUCAACAGAGAGCCUGGCCGAGGUAAUGGAGGAGGUGUUAAAGAAGAGUGUCAACCAACUUGGCAGUCAACAGCGAAUACAGGUCAUGAACAUGAUCACCCUGACAAAGACAAAGACACUUGGAUUGAUCAAUGCCGUUGCCAAAGAUUCAUUGUUCGAGCUGUAG
Molecule: messenger RNA, 2160 nt
Organism: Acytostelium subglobosum LB1
Lineage: Eukaryota; Evosea; Eumycetozoa; Acytosteliales; Acytosteliaceae
Exons: 2
Coding region: 1-2160 (719 amino acids)
Biological process (GO): ubiquitin-dependent protein catabolic process; protein polyubiquitination; positive regulation of proteasomal ubiquitin-dependent protein catabolic process
Cellular component (GO): ubiquitin ligase complex; cytoplasm
Molecular function (GO): zinc ion binding; ubiquitin conjugating enzyme binding; ubiquitin protein ligase activity
Source: RefSeq, a predicted model, not a curated record